Centropristis striata (black sea bass) is the source of this 2012-nucleotide messenger RNA. It is a transcript of the gene inpp5ka, whose product is annotated as inositol polyphosphate-5-phosphatase Ka. Bases 89 to 1555 code for a protein of 488 amino acids. The transcript has 14 exons. Gene Ontology annotation, biological process: negative regulation of phosphatidylinositol 3-kinase/protein kinase B signal transduction; negative regulation of glycogen biosynthetic process; negative regulation of insulin receptor signaling pathway. Gene Ontology annotation, cellular component: ruffle; plasma membrane; cytoplasm. The record is from RefSeq and is a predicted model, not a curated record. NCBI's taxonomy places the organism in Eukaryota, Metazoa, Chordata, Actinopteri, Perciformes, Serranidae. Gene Ontology annotation, molecular function: phosphatidylinositol-3,4,5-trisphosphate 5-phosphatase activity; phosphatidylinositol-4,5-bisphosphate 5-phosphatase activity; inositol bisphosphate phosphatase activity.
UCAGACUGUAGCUACUGUAGCUACUGUACGUCUCUUUACAGCAGAGAAACAACGAAAACAAGUACUACCAAAGCCAGCAGGUGUGGAGAUGAUGGAGGGGAAUGAGGAGCAGUCGGAGCUCAGUCUGGAGGGAAACGACGAGGGAGACAGCUUCAGGCUGCACAUGGUGACGUGGAACGUGGCAACAGCUGAUCCACCAGAGGAUGUGACCGCACUUCUGCAUCUGAACUCACCAAAGAGCCCUGACCUCUACGUCAUCGGUUUGCAGGAGGUGUAUUCAGGACCGAUGAGGUUUGUGUCGGACACUGUAUACGAUGACCCAUGGAGCCAACUGCUGAUGUCCAUCUUGGCACCACGGAAAUACAUUAAGGUGUCAUCCAUCAGAAUGCAGGGUCUGCUGCUGCUCUUCUUCUCCAAACUGGAGCACGUCCCCUUUAUCAGAGACAUCAAGGCCACAUACACACGGACAGGCAUUUUCGGUUACUGGGGUAACAAAGGUGGCGUGUCUGUCCGUUUGUCUUUCUAUGGCCACAUGCUCUGCUUUCUCAACUGUCACCUGGCUGCACAUAUGAAAUACGCCACAGAGAGAGUGGACGAGUUUGAGUACAUCAUGGACACUCAGACCUUUGACUGUAAAAAGGCUCCAAGAAUUGUCGACCACAGGCUUGUGUUCUGGUUUGGAGAUCUCAACUUCAGAAUUCAGGACCAUGGCAUGCACUUUGUGCGCUCCUGUAUCAACAAUCAAACCUACAACCUGCUGUGGAGCAACGAUCAGUUGACGAUGAUGAAGAAGAAGGAACAGAUGCUCCAGGAGUUUGAUGAAGGGCCUCUAGACUUUCAGCCUACGUACAAGUUUGACUUAAACUCCGAUACUUAUGACAGCAGACUCUACAGGACUUGGUUUGGCUUUAACGGUAAGAAGCGUAAACCUGCCUGGACUGACAGGAUCCUGUGGCGGCUCCGACCCAAAGCCCCGCCCCCCGACGAGCUAGAUGGAGCGGAUGUGAAGAAGGUCGGGCAUGUGGAGGAGGAUGAGGAGUACCCGUUGAAGAUCAGGCAGGACCUGUACACCAGCAACAUGGAGUACAGCAUCAGUGACCACAAGCCUGUCAUCAGCAUCUUCACACUGGAGCUGAGGAAGAUGUACGAGACUCCUCUGGUGCGUCUGCAGCCAGAGGGCGACUGGAGCGCAGACAUUGAUGCCAUGGUGCUCUACAGCCCUCUGCAGCCCUUCCCCUCCAGCACAUGGGACUGGAUCGGACUUUAUAAGGUGGGAUUCACCAGUGUGAUGGACUACAUCACCUACACGUGGGUCAAAGACGAUGAAGUGGCCUUUAAUGAAGAAAUCAUACAGGUAUAUGUCAGUAAAGAGGAGAUUCCAGUGCGGGGAGGCGAGUGUGUGCUGUGCUACUACAGCAGCGCUCUGCAGAGCAUCAUUGGAAUCAGUGAACCAUUCAAGGUCCAUGAGUCCAAGGUAGCCAGCGAGGAGGGCCUGGAGCCUGACAAGAUCAACGGACUGGACAAAUCCAUAGAGGGUGAAGACUUUUGGGACUGAUCUAUCAGUGUGCUGUGAUUUAUUUGGGUCUGAAAAACAAUAUGGCUUUUAAUUACUGUGUUUUCUAACAGCAGGUUUCUGCUGGUACACUGACCUCUCUAAUACUGCCGGUGUUGCUAUUAACCCAUUGAGGCCUGAAACGCCUGUAAAACCUCUGGGCGAUUUUAAAAUCCUAACCCUAAAAUAAGCCCCUAAAACCUGAAGUUUUUCUGGAAAUUCAACAGAAGUGUCAACGCUUCUACUAAAUAAUAGAUUUUUCAGCCUCUGUAGCAGAUAGAAAUGAAAUUCUUAAAGUAUUUGAGAGCUUAUACAAAUACUACAAAACGACGUAUCCGCUGUCAAGGCUUCAAUGGGUUAAUUACUUACUCCUCUGUGGUCAGUACACUUUAAAAAAAAAAAAAAACUGUCACAUUUUCUCUGCUUAUUUUGACCAGAAACAAAGGUUUUACUUAAAUCA